AUGUCGCAGAACGACUGUCAAGAACAUGAAAACGAAGAGAAAGAUUAUGGAAAAGACUAUCGUAGUCUCAAUGCCGAACAGCUCGAAUCGAAGCUGAAAACGCUCAUUUCAAACGUGGCAGUUAUUUUCGAGUUAAGCGAUGAGCAAUGUUUGAAACUUCUUCAAAAGUACAAUUACGACAAAGAAAGACUUUUGGAAGAAGGAUAUUCUGGAGAAGAUGCACUCAAAAGUGUUGAAGACGUCUCUCAAACUUCUGAACACAAUGAUCGUCAAGCCAUGAUAAAUGAUUAUGUGACAAAAAGCCGAUAUCUCAAAUGGUGUCCAAACGGAGGAUGUACCAGAGCCAUUGAGGUCGACUACGCCGAUAUCAGGACCGUCCGAUGCUCCUGCCAAAUGGAAUUCUGCUUCUCUUGUGAUCGGGGACCUCAUGACCCAGUUCCCUGUGAUCUACUGAGCCAUUGGUUGGAAAAUAACCAGCGCGAUUCAUUGGAAAAGAUAAUAUUCGAAUCGAAACCAUGCCCAAAGUGCGGACAUCUAAUCCAACCUGAUGAUAAAGAGGACAUGAAAACUGGCAGUGUUUGGUGUCUGAAUGAGGAAUGCCGACAACAAUUUUGUUGGUAUUGUGGAGUCGAAUGGGUUGGUGAACAUUAUGAUUGCGAAGACUUCGAACUCCCUCUUAACGAAAAGCACGAAAAACUAGUAUCAGAUUUCAAGAGAUACAGUCGUUAUCAUGAAUUGUUCACUACUCAAAAAGAGAAUCUGGAAAUGGAGGAAGCGCUUCGUGAAAAAAUCGAAUCGAGAGAAACCAAAACACAAUAUCUUCAAGAAACGCUGAGCAAACUUCUAGAUUGUUUCCGAACUCUGAUGUACUCGUAUGUUCUUGAAUUCUAUCUCAAUGAGAAGUGCAAUGCGAACAUUUUCAAACAAAUUCGUGAAGAUCUCCAAACUGACAGCGCCAAACUUUUGGAGAAGUUUUUGAAGUUGGAGGAGGUGGACGAUUCGAUUGAGACGAAAAAGAUAGUUCAAGAAAUGGGAGAAAGUGCAGUGAAGAAACGGAUUAAUCUCUUGAAAAACUGUGCGGAAGAAAUUAAGAAUGAUAAUUGGACAUUUGAUGAGCACAAAUUUAUUGAAAUGUAA
Molecule: messenger RNA, 1137 nt
Organism: Caenorhabditis remanei
Lineage: Eukaryota; Metazoa; Nematoda; Chromadorea; Rhabditida; Rhabditidae
Exons: 5
Coding region: 1-1137 (378 amino acids)
Biological process (GO): ubiquitin-dependent protein catabolic process; positive regulation of proteasomal ubiquitin-dependent protein catabolic process; protein polyubiquitination
Cellular component (GO): cytoplasm; ubiquitin ligase complex
Molecular function (GO): zinc ion binding; ubiquitin conjugating enzyme binding; ubiquitin protein ligase activity
Source: RefSeq, a predicted model, not a curated record